AUGGUCGGAUUUUCACCUUGUGUCAAGGAGAAUCUCUAUACAUCACCGCGCCCCGAAGACGAUCCAAAAGUGGCCGUAAAUUCCAUCAACGCCCCACAAGCAGAUGCAGCAUGUGUGCCUUCUCGUGCCAUACACCCUCAGCCAUGGUGCGGACAGCAUCAGACAAGUAGUGAUGUUUCUUCUAGAAAUGUCUACAACUACAGUAACCAAGAGGAUAAAGAGAAAACACCAAUGUGUCGCAUAGCGGAGCUUGCUCGCUUUCACAAAUUGAAGCACGAAUACAAACUUAUGGAUGAGAGUGGUCCAGCUCAUAAAAAAAUGUUCACAGUACAACUGUUUUUAACUACGGAUGAGGUAUUCGAAGGUAGUGGUGCUUCAAUAAAGAAAGCUCAGCAAGCGGCCGCUGCAGCUGCACUAGCAGGCACAUCCCUAGCGAUGCCACCGGAAAAGAAGAGGAAAAAAGAUACAAGCUCACCGCCCGUUCUUCUAUCACAUGUGGCUCGUCGGCUUGGUCUCCCUGAGCCGAUUUAUCGGUCUCAUUCACAAGCGAAGAUGCCGCUCUCGCCGAUAACUCCUCGUUUCACUGCGCUUGGUCCUUCAUUAGCUUGUAAUGGAACGCAGAAUGGUUUCGAUCGUGCUGGAUGCUUCCCACAAGAUCCCUAUGCCCCUGCACAUCAUAUACCAUCGAGAGUGCCAAGAGGACCUCUACUUGGACCACUACCGCCAGUGAAUCCACUCUUUAUGGUUCCUCCAACAUCUCGUUCCGGAGCAGUGUUCCCUAUGCCGACGCCGACAGGUGAACGUAUCUGUAUGGUUAGCGUUGCCAUUGGACCCGGUCUUAUGUUUACCGGCAUUGGGAAUACCUUUGCGUUGGCUAAGGCGAGUGCGGCUGCUCAGUGCUUGGGUUUCCUCGGUCCUCAUAUACAAGCACUCGAUGCGAAACUGAAAAUGGAUGAGCAGAAACGUAAAAAUGCUCAGCAAAAGUCUUCACCACAACAGACGGAUUCGGCUUCUGCAAACGGGGGCGGUACUGAAGAUGUUUCAGAGCAGGAAACAAAUGGAGAAGGCGAUGCGCUUCCAAAGCAUAAGCAAAAAUCGGUGAUCAGCCAAGUUCAUGAAUGCGCUCUUCAAAUGAAACUCAAUGUCGAAUUCGAGGUGGUCAAAGAAGUCGGUCCACCCCAUGAUCGUUCAUAUGUAGUUCGGUGUUCUUUGAAGAAUCCUAAGAACGAGGUUGUUGUCGAGACUGUUGGCGAAGGACGUAAGAAAAAAGAGGCUACUCAAAGUGCGUGUGCAAACGUUCUUUCUCGACUGAGCGGCAUUGAGAAUUCACCGCUUUUCAUUGCAUCAUCGCUAUACAAACUGCAAAAACGUGUUCUGAAUCCGUCGAGAGAACCGAAAAGGAAGACUAUAAUAAAGGUAUAA
Messenger RNA from Haemonchus placei, 1422 nucleotides. The record is from the annotation of a GenBank genome assembly. Lineage: Eukaryota; Metazoa; Nematoda; Chromadorea; Rhabditida; Trichostrongylidae.